Molecule: messenger RNA, 2878 nt
Organism: Rhododendron vialii
Lineage: Eukaryota; Viridiplantae; Streptophyta; Magnoliopsida; Ericales; Ericaceae
Product: protein STRUBBELIG-RECEPTOR FAMILY 6
Exons: 17
Coding region: 297-2489 (730 amino acids)
Biological process (GO): protein phosphorylation
Molecular function (GO): ATP binding; protein kinase activity; protein binding
Source: RefSeq, a predicted model, not a curated record
UUUCUUGAUAUGGUAAAGAAAAUAGUGAUUAAAAAAGAAACUACUCCAUACGAUUAUAUAUAAAUCUAUAAUAUAUACAGAGUUUAACCAUAAUACCAGUAGUACAUGCGGAGAAGGUAGAAUUUUUUUGUGGCUUUGGAUUCUUCUAGCAGAUCGUGCCUGCUGCUUGCCAGCUUUUUAGCAAUGGGUACAAAGUAUAAACCGCGUUCUCAAGAAAAAAUAUAAUAUAGAUAGAUUUAGCAGAGCUAUUUGCCCCCUCUGAGGAAGAGAGAGAGAGAAGAGGAGAGAGAGGGUAGAUGUGGAAGAUGAGGGAGGUGGCGGUGGCGGUGCUGGCAGUUAUCGGCAUUCUGGGUUUGGGGCCGAGCUCCAUCAACGGCGACACAAAUCAAUCUGACGCUUCUGCUCUCAUGGUCAUGUAUAGCAGUUUAAAUUCACCAUCCCAGCUAACUCAAUGGACUUCAAGUGGUGGGGAUCCAUGCGGUCAGUCCUGGAAAGGCAUUACCUGCUCUGGCUCAAGAGUCACGCAAAUCCAAUUAUCUGGUCUAGGACUUUCUGGGUCAAUGGGAUACCAGCUCGCAAGUUUGACGGCGGUGACCAAUUUUGACCUGAGCUACAAUAAUCUUGGAAACCAGAUACCUUAUCAGCUUCCUCCAAACUUGCAUCAACUAAACCUUGCUGGAAAUGGCUUCAAUGGUGGCAUCCCUUAUUCCAUAUCUCAGAUGACUUCCCUACAAUACCUAAAACUUGAUCACAAUCAACUUAGCGGCCAAGUUAAUGACAUGUUUGGACAGCUUUCUGCCCUUUCCACAUUGGAUCUCUCCUUCAAUUCAUUCACGGGUGAUCUCCCAGAAAGUUUCAGCUCUCUUUCAAGUAUGGGCAGUAUGUAUUUGCAGAACAACCAGUUUACUGGAUCUAUUAAUGUCCUUGCUAGUCUUCCACUUAAAAAUCUGAACGUUGCAAAUAACCAAUUUAAUGGUUGGAUUCCUGCCCAGUUGAAGAAUAUAAAUCUCCAGACGGGUGGUAACUCAUGGAGCUCAGGGCCUGCUCCCCCUCCUCCACCUGGCACCCCUCCAGUCAGUGGGGGCAACCACAAAUCUGGUGGCAGUGACAAAUCUAAUGCGGGUGAUAGUGGUGGUGGCGGAAAAUCAGGUAUAGGGGGUGGAGGUGUCGCCGGAAUAGUGAUAUCCAUGUUAGUGGUGGGUGCUGUGGUAGUAUUCUUUAUUAUGAAGAGAAGGUCCAGAAAAUCAUCAAUGGAUUUAGAGAAGCUUGAUAAUCAGCCUUUCACUUCUCUUGCUUCUCAUGAGGUGCAAGGAAAGAUUUCUUGUUUCAGUGAUGGCUCUUCACAUCCAGAAUUGAAGUCUAUUCAAACUUCCUCCACAGUUGAUAUGAAAACAUACGAACCAUCAGCCUCAAUAAAUCUAAGACCUCCACCUAUUGAUCGUAAUAAAUCAUUUGAUGAAGAAGAUUUCUCAAGAAAACCCAUUGUUCCCAAGAAGGUACAUAUAGCUCCAGUAAAUGCUGUAUCAUAUUCGAUAGCUGAUCUUCAAAUGGCCACAGACAGCUUUAGUACUGAAACUCUUAUUGGCGAGGGGUCCAUUGGACGUGUUUAUCGGGCUCAGUUUGAUGAUGGGAAGGUUCUUGCUGUGAAGAAAAUAAACUCAUCAGCUCUUCCAAAUCACUUGUCUGAGGAUUUCAUGGACACAGUUUCAGACAUAUCCCGGUUGCGUCACCCAAAUAUAAUAGAGCUAGUUGGUUAUUGUUCAGAGUACGGACAACGCCUCCUGGUUUAUGAGUUCCUUAAGAAUGGCUCUCUGCAUGACUUCCUACAUCUCUCAGAUGAGUAUAGCAAGCCAUUAACGUGGAACAGUCGUGUCAAGAUUGCUUUGGGAUCUGCACGUGCAUUAGAGUACUUGCAUGAAGUUUGCUCACCAUCAACCGUUCAUAAAAAUUUGAAAUCAGCCAAUAUAUUAUUAGACACCGAGCUUAAUCCUCACUUGUCAGACUCUGGGUUAGCAAGCUUUGUUUCAGAUGCAGAUCAGGCACUGAACCAUAAUGCUGGGUCAGGAUACAGUGCACCUGAGGUUGCCAUGUCUGGUCAAUACACUAUAAACAGCGACGUCUACAGUUUUGGAGUGAUCAUGUUGGAACUUCUUACCGGACGAAAACCAUUUGAUAGCUCAAGACCAAGAACUGAGCAAUCUUUGGUUCGAUGGGCAACACCUCAGCUCCAUGAUAUUGAUGCUCUGUCUAAGAUGGUUGAUCCAGCUCUGAAAGGGCUCUACCCUGUUAAAUCACUUUCGCGAUUUGCUGAUGUCAUCGCUCUUUGUGUCCAGCCGGAGCCUGAGUUCCGACCACCAAUGUCAGAAGUGGUCCAAGCAUUGGUUAGGUUGGUGCAGCGUGCAAACAUGAGCAAAAGAACAGUUGGGACUGAACAUGGUUCAUCUAGGCACGGUGAUAACCCUGACACGCAGGAUGACUACAUGGCUUAAAUGGUGAUGGAUGUCUUCAUGUCCUUUUUUCAACUAUAGAAGCACCUCCCAAAAGCAAUUCUACGUUGUUCAUCAUCUUCCGGGUACCCAUGAUUGGCGUUCGGUUAUGCUCCUGGGUUCCUUGAUUUGAUAUUGGAAGUUGAAGUCUUCAAGAUCAGCAGAAAUUUGUUUGUAUUUACAGAAUCAUGAGCUUGUUCUUUCCGUUUCUAUCUGGCGUGAUGCUGCAUCAGAUGGGGACCACUCUGUAUAGAAACUUGAACAUUGUCUCUUGUAAUUCCGGAUAAUUUUUCUAUGUAUCAGAUGUGAGAACUGCAUUUAAGAACAGUGAACUGCAAGUUUGACAAUGACUUUUUUUUUGAUAAGUUUGACAAUGAGUCUUGUACUGAAAA